Messenger RNA from Solanum pennellii, 2217 nucleotides. RefSeq names its product zinc finger protein BALDIBIS. The coding region runs from base 419 to 1936 and encodes 505 amino acids. Gene Ontology annotation, molecular function: DNA-binding transcription factor activity. Lineage: Eukaryota; Viridiplantae; Streptophyta; Magnoliopsida; Solanales; Solanaceae. The record is from RefSeq and is a predicted model, not a curated record. Gene Ontology annotation, cellular component: nucleus. The transcript has 3 exons.
UUUCCUUACAUUUUUGCUCUUGCUAAAAUUUUGCUCUGAACAAACUAUAUAUCCAUUGUUAUAAGAUAGUGACUUUUGAGAAUCAUCAUCAUCUUCAUACUUCACAAAACAAUUCUUUAAUUUCUUCUUCUUUCUAUUUUUAUUUUUUAAUCUCUAUUUUUUUUAUUUUUUUAAUUAUUAUUAUUGGCUUUAUUUUUACUCUAAGAAAUUAUAAUUACAACUAGCUUAAUGUAAAUUGUGAGUGCCACUUGUUUUACUUCAAAACAAAAUUAAUGCUUAGUUGUUUUGUUAAUUUUAUCCAGAAUUUGGAUUAUAUGUAUCUGAAUUAAUUUUGUUUGGUUCAAUAAAAACCAAAGGUUGUUACAAGCUAAAGUAGGUGUUAGAUUUGUAUUUAUUAAAAAAUUGUUAGUAUAUAAGUAUGUAUAAUGAAGAAGAAAUAAGGAACAAACAAAUAUAUCAUCAGAACACCGGUUGCUUUAUUUUCUCUGAAGAAUCAACUAGUGUUUUUUCUUCUAUGGCUCAAAACAUGGUUUUGAAUCACAAUCAUCACGAACAACCACCGAAGAUCAAGAAGAAGAGAAAUCUCCCUGGAAAUCCUGAUCCAGAUGCUGAAGUGGUAGCUUUGUCACCAAAGACUCUUUUGGCUACAAAUAGGUUUGUUUGUGAGAUUUGUAACAAAGGGUUUCAAAGGGAUCAAAAUCUUCAACUUCAUAGGAGGGGUCACAAUCUUCCAUGGAAAUUGAAGCAAAGGACUAACAAAGAAAACAAGAAAAAAGCUUAUGUUUGCCCUGAGCCAACAUGUGUUCAUCAUCAUCCUUCUAGGGCACUUGGUGAUCUCACUGGAAUUAAGAAGCAUUUUUGUAGAAAACAUGGUGAGAAAAAAUGGAAAUGUGACAAAUGUUCCAAGAUUUAUGCUGUUCAAUCUGACUGGAAAGCUCACUCUAAAACUUGUGGAACAAAGGAGUAUAGAUGUGACUGUGGUACCCUCUUUGCCAGGAAGGACAGUUUUGUGACUCACAGGGCAUUUUGCGAUGCUUUGGCUGAAGAAAGUGCCAGGCUCUCAGGUAACUCAGGUCUCAUGAAUAGAGCCGCCGCUGCUUCCACCAUUGCUAACUCAGCUGCCAUCGCCGAUGAACCCAAUUUCCAUCUCGAUCAAUCAUCGGUCUUCCCUUUCCCGGCCAACCAGCGCCAUUUCGCCAACCCUCCUCCUCCACAGCUGCCAAUCUCCGCCGCUGCUACGGGUGUGACAACCCAUAUCUCCCUCAACCCAUGGGACCCCCAAAUCCCUUUGAACCCAAACCCUACCCAUGAAGAAAACCACCACCAAAUCACCCACCCUGUUCCGAUCAAGACUGAAUCCAUUCACUUCCCAAUUUCAUCAUCCCUUCCAUUUUACCAUGACCAGCAUUACCCAGUUUUCCAUGGGGGUUCUUUCGCCAUCCCAUCCCCUCAGCUCGCCGCUACCGCAUUGCUCCAGAGAGCAACUACUAUGGGAACAAACUCCACUGUGAAUCACGUGAACUCAACCAUGGCUCAUCUAAACAGAGGCACUCUCACUCACGUGACACCCAAUGGUUUUCUCAGUUUCGGAUCUGAAAACAUACCAGGCAAUUGGCAGAAACGGGACAACCUGACCAGGGAUUUUCUGGGUUUGACUGGAGAUCAUCAUCAUCACCAUGAUCAUGAUGAUUCUUCUUCCUCAGCUGGUGGUGUUGGUGUUGGCGGUGGUGGAGGGCAAGUUCUGCCGCCGAAUGGUAAUGUGGGUAAUGGGCUGCUGCUAUCAUAUGGUGGAAAUAGAAUGCAGGACUUUCAACAAACACUUUAUGAGCGUGACAAUUCGGUGUUGAAGCAUCAUCAAUUGGGCUUUGGUUUUGCUGGUGCUGGAGCUGGAGCUGGAGAUGGUGAAAGUACAACAGGAACAUGGGGAGAUUGCUGAUGAAAGAAGGUGCUAUGAAUGGGUGAAUUUGCAGAGAUUCACUGUUGGGAACAUAGAGAGAUAUCUCUAUCAGGAACAGAGGAAGAAAGGGACUAGCAACAAGCUGCAACCAAAAAAAAACAAAAAAAGUAGAAAAACAAAAAAAAAACAAUGAAAAUAGGAUCUUUUAGUUUUUUUUUUAGUUUGCAAGAACCAUUUUGAAUCUUUUUUUCUGUUUUAGUUUUUUCACCUUUACUAUGGAUAUGGUACUUUUAAAAAAUUAUCUAAGUUUUUUUUUUUUU